CAAUAUUUGCUCAUCGUUGGCCCGCGCUGUCCUUUAUCAUCGCUCGAGGCGGGUGGAGGGCUGCACGCCACGCAUAUCUCUCGCGCCACCGAGUCCAUUCCAUUCCACGCGUGCAUUUUCUACCCCCCUCCCCUCACUUUUUCGCGGAGCUAUUGAGUGGUGUCAUGACUGAAAGCUCGCCUGUUCACCCAACACAAUGUUUUAUGGAUUAUCUUCCCUUGUAGCAACGAGAGAUAGAUGUGGAAGGAACGCGGAGCGAGACGGAGCACUGCCCGGGUUACAGCAGUAGCCUAAAAACCGGGCGACUGGGGGGUUCCAUUCAACCGGGCUUUUCUAAUGCCCGUCGAUUUCGUGGGGCUCGGUUCGCUUCACUUCUGUGAUCAUGCUUUACUUCCAGCUGGUGAUCAUGGCAGGGACUGUCAUGUUGGCUUACUACUUUGAGUACACCGACACUUUCAACGUGCACGUCCAAGGGUUUUUCUGCUAUGACAAUGCAUACACGAAGCCCUACCUUGGACCCGAGGCGUCCAGCGCUGUUCCUCCUGCCAUACUCUAUGCAGUGGUCUGCGGAGUGCCGUCGCUUCUGAUCACAGCGAUAGAGUCGUUGUUGUUUCUGCUCCAGUAUGUGUCAGAGGACCUGGACAAUCGGGAGAAGAUCAUUGUCAUGGGAGACUGCUGUUACCUCAACCCUCUGGUGCGCAGGACCUUCCGCUUCCUGGGUGUGUACGCUUUUGGCCUUUUCUCCACUGACAUAUUUGUGAACGCGGGCCAAGUGGUGACGGGGAACCUGUCCCCCCACUUCCUGACGGUGUGUAAGCCCAACUACACGGCCCUGGGCUGCGUGCAGACCGCCCGCUUCGUCAACCAACAGGGGGCGUGCACGGGCAACGAGGAUGACAUCAUGCACGCCCGCAAAUCCUUCCCCUCCAAAGAGGCGGCGCUCAGUGUCUAUGCCGCACUCUACACAGCGAUGUACAUCACGUUAAAAGUGAAGGCCAAGGGGACCAAGCUGGCCAAGCCACUCCUAUCUCUGGGACUUAUGUGUCUGGCCUUCCUCACAGGAAUCAACAGGGUAGUGGAGUACCGCAACCACUGGUGUGACGUCAUCGCCGGGUUCAUCAUCGGAGGGGCAAUAGCAGUCUUCAUGGUUCUAGGGGUGGUGCAGAACUUCAAAGGGAAGAGCCUGCUGAAUGAGAUCCCGCCGGAGGAGAGUGUGGUCAGCAGUAUUCCUAUGAUGGGCCAGCCCAGGAUCAUGGACAACACAAUGGAGAAGUACAUAGCCUCACAGAAUCCUAUUACUUUUGCCGAGGUUACAUGACAAUGAAUGUGUCACAUGACACACAUUGUUUGGACGUGGUUGCUGCUCGCUUAUCAGUCAUCAUGGUCGCCAGAGGGAGGGAGGGUCACACAGAUCCUGAUGUUGACGUGUAUCUAUACUAGGGUUGGGGAUCAAUUACAUUUAAAUUCAGGCAUAAAACUGAAAUUCCUAUUCAACUAUUUACUUCUCAAUAUACUGAAAACCUUUUCAGUUUUUGAAUUGUAUAUUUAAAUAACUUCCAGAAUUAACUGAGUGACUUUAAUUAUAAUUGGCCCCAACCCUGAUCUAUACAGUAUGACACUAUUUCCAAUCAAACAUUAUGUUCACCCUGAUCAUUCCAAAGGAAUUGUAGAUAUUUCUGUAGCUUUACCAGUUUAUUUUAUUAUUUCCAACCAAUCAUCAUUUUCUCUCCUUCUUUCUUCUUCUUCAUUACUCUCUCCUGUUGCAGUUUGACGUUUAUUGUCAUGAAUCUUUCCCUGGCGGCAGAAGUGAGUGCUGCUGGCCCAUCUAGUGGAAAUCAAUGUCACAAUUGGCUAUUUCGUAAAAAUUCAUGUAAACAAACAUUUGAUUUUUGGUCUUAAGGUUAGGCAUUAAGGUUAGCAGUGUGGUUAACACUAUUGUUAAGUUUAGGUUUCAAAUCAGAUUGUUUGACUUUGUGACUGUGCCAGCAAGUGAGCACUCUGCAGAGCUGCCUCCAGAACACGAGUCAUCCCAAUAAAAUGCCAAGCUGCUCUUCUGUUCUGCUGAUUAUUGGUGUUCAUUGAAUUCCCCAAAAGUAUUCCUUAUUUUAUAUACUGUACCAAACAAACAUAAUACUGCUGUAUAUGCAUUUUUAUUUCCUCAAAGAUUACGAAUCCUAAAGCCCAACUGUGUAAACCUGUAUUAUGUUUAUUUCUUAUUAUGUUAUAUGUGUUGGCUUGACAGUAUGAUGUAUGUAUUGUAACCAGUGCAAUCCAAACUAUGUUGUCAGAGCCACUCUGUGGGUUUAUUUUCCCAACCUGAGAGAACGAAGAUCCAAAGAUCACUGACAUUUUAGUAUAGUCUUUAUUGGUAGUUUUCAGAGGAAUCCCUCUUGCGAUUAGCUAGAAAUACGUGGGUGUGCGACUGUGUGUACGUGUGCGAAUGGAUCCGUACAUGUGUGUGCAUGUGUACUGUAGGUGUGCUUGGUAAACGUUUCAACAUAAUUUUCUCUUGUGGAUUGAAGGAUGUUGCUUAGGGCUUGCCAGACAAUCAACAAGCAUAAUAUUGCCACGGUCAGGCAACAGAGCUAUUAUGGAAAUAAGAUGGAAAUAUAAAGAUGUUUUUUAAGAGGGUGUGUUUUUAUUCCUCAGUUCUAUUUUAAUGUGUUGCAAAAGCAUUGAUCUUUUUGUAUAUUUUCAACAUUUCAUUAAAUUGAUAUGCUAUAUGUUUUGUGUAUUGUGUAUUGAUUCAUACUGUAUGUUGAUAUGGCAGAUACUUGUUUAGUACAAUAUGGAGUAUUGUUUUAAACUCACAGGCCAGCAAUGAGAUUCAUAGUUGAUGUACGACUAGACGUCAGUUUCCCGAAUGCAUUGUGGUUGAAGUUGUUUUUAUACCACCACAGUUUGAUGACAUCUCCUGUUGUAUGUUCUUCUCCAUGAUUACAUUUUUACACCAUUUUUAUACCCUUAUACUGUAUGUGACUGUACUGUUUACCUAAAUGUCUUACUGUAUGUCCCCUCAAUGUCUCAUAGAUAUCAUCUGAACAUUGAGAGUUUCGGUAUUCAUGGGGCGUUAGAAAAAGUUUUCUAUCCAUGUAGAGUUUGAUUAUAUGGUUUUUAUGCAUUUAACAUUUUAAAAAAUUAAUUCCUUUCAUACUUUUUCUAGAAAUGUAUGGGACAUUUGAAUGAUUCUGGAGAUGUUCACUGUCAACCAUUAUGGUACUUUCAAAAAGAUGUAAAGAUAUAUUAAUUAUUAUAUAUCAUAUCAAAUAUAUCAUAUUAAAGUUGGAUUUGUGUAUUGUUUUGAUUUUAGUUUCUGAGUGUUGUUUUUUUCCUUUGUACAGCUUGUGUUACUAUUCUAACCUCUAUGACUCUUCUGUUUUGUUACUAUUAACUUCUGUUUUGAUAUUGUCCCAUUCUACCUGAUCUUUGUUUAUUGAUCUUGUCACUAUGAAUAACAGUAGCCCAGCAGCAGCACCUCUUACACUGUAGAAACAUGUAAAAGAACCAAACCGUGAGAAAGUUGCGGGGUGAAAUGUAUUUGAAUAUAAUCUAAAUAAAUAUGUUCUACUCAGG
Molecule: messenger RNA, 3573 nt
Organism: Salvelinus fontinalis (brook trout)
Lineage: Eukaryota; Metazoa; Chordata; Actinopteri; Salmoniformes; Salmonidae
Product: phospholipid phosphatase-related protein type 5-like
Exons: 6
Coding region: 383-1318 (311 amino acids)
Biological process (GO): signal transduction; phospholipid dephosphorylation; phospholipid metabolic process
Molecular function (GO): phosphatidate phosphatase activity
Source: RefSeq, a predicted model, not a curated record